AGUCACGCACGUGCUGUGUUCGAAUUGAUCAUCAGUUCCAUUGAGAUACCUUGUGAAUUUCUUGUUAUUAUGGGAAGCGUCAGCCGUYUAGUGACUGGUAUUCUUGUUAUUAUCUUCUGUAUGUCGGCGAUGGUCAAACUCACCCCACGAUUUGAUGCAAAAGCUCACGAGUUUAUGAAAAAAGAAUUCAAAAAGUUUGCUAGAGUGAGUCCACAAACACAGCUUUUCAACACAAAAGUAAAUCCAACACAGUUCAUGAGGACAUUUGCUUUCAUYGAAGGAUUCAUAGGCCUGUUUAUUUUAACUGGACCCAAAGAAGUCAGUUUGUUAGCAAGUGUAGUGGGUAUAGUGCUACAAGGAUCUGUAAUACAGAUGAUGUACAAGUUGGGUAACCCUAGAUUUACCUAUAUUCCUGCCUCUGUUGCUAUUGCUCUCCUAGUUGUGAACAUUGCAUUGCUGAUCACCAGYAAAGAUGAACAACAGCAAAGAAUCAAAAAGGAGUAACAUAAACUGUUUUAUUUCAAAGCUCUUUUAUUGACUAUUGACAUUUUAGUGAAUUUCUAACAGGAUUUCUAGAGCUAAUUGUUUGUUUAGAAAKGGUAUUAGAUUCAAAAUGUAGACCCUUUGUAAGUGUGAUGUCRCAGUAGCUUAAUUUGAAGUCUUCAAUCAUCACCUCACUUUGUCUGAUUUCCUGUCCCUGCCACAAGGAAGUCUGACAAGGAGAAGCUGUUCGAGGGAUUACACAAAAGGUGUUCUCUCCUUGGAACGAGAAUCAGUUAUUUUGUCUCCCAAAUGGAUAGAAAACCACCUACAAAUAAUUUCAUAUUUUAGAUGUUUCAAAAAAAAUCGUUCAAAAUUUAUUAAUUAUUUAUAUUUACAACUACAUGUAAAAGUCUGCUAGCUGAUUUAGAUUUGACUUCCACGAUAUGRUACAAGUUGUGAUACUAGAUUGCCAGUGAACUAUUUUGCUGUUAAAUUAUGUUGAGUUAAAGGCAGMAAAAGCUGACACAUUCAGGGUGGAUAAAGGAGUUUUU
This is a messenger RNA of Exaiptasia diaphana, 1034 nucleotides long. RefSeq lists its product as uncharacterized. The transcript has 2 exons. Bases 70 to 504 code for a protein of 144 amino acids. The record is from RefSeq and is a predicted model, not a curated record. NCBI's taxonomy places the organism in Eukaryota, Metazoa, Cnidaria, Anthozoa, Actiniaria, Aiptasiidae.